This is a messenger RNA of Neltuma alba, 2644 nucleotides long. Its product is annotated as GTP-binding protein OBGC, chloroplastic. The transcript is spliced from 7 exons. The coding region runs from base 22 to 2025 and encodes 667 amino acids. The record is from RefSeq and is a predicted model, not a curated record. Gene Ontology annotation, cellular component: mitochondrion. Gene Ontology annotation, molecular function: GTP binding; magnesium ion binding; GTPase activity. Lineage: Eukaryota; Viridiplantae; Streptophyta; Magnoliopsida; Fabales; Fabaceae.
CUGUCCAGAGUGACACAGAAAAUGGCUUCUUCAAUGUCGGUGUGCUUCUCCUCCAAAGCUCUAGCUCGACCCAAUACUCAGAAUCCUCGCAGAAGCACUAACAAAAAGCAGUUCCGAAACCCUAAGAUCAGCCCUAAAUUUAAGAAGCAUAUCGGCACAUACAGACCGCCGCCUGAGCCGGUGAUGCUUCCCGGCGGCGAAGCCACCACCUAUACUCGUCUUCCUCCGAAGGAUGACUAUGAAUACUCCGCUCCCUCAUUGGAAGUCAAGCUUUAUGAGGCAAGCCCGGCAACAAUUAAGGAAGAAGUUGAUGAGCUGCUGGACGAAGAGGAAGAAGAUGACCUCAUUGAUGAAGAUGUUGUUCGUGGUAAUUUGGGAAGAAACUAUAAGAAAUUCGGAAUUUUUGAAGUCAAUGAUGAUUCUGAAUAUGAAUAUGGUGACGGAGAAGAACUAGAAGAAGAAGAUGAUGACGACGACGACGAUGAAAAGUUGGGUUUUAUGGGUAGCCCAAAUGCGAGCAUUUCUAGCAACGACGGAGGGGUUGAUUUAUUGGAGUUUCAAAAUGGUGACUAUGUCGCUUUAUCCGACGAUGCUGAGGACAUUUUUGAGGGGGGAGCUAUAAAGGAGAAGGGUGUGCCGGCUGUUAUGCGAUGUUUUGACCGUGCCAAAAUAUAUGUGAAGGCCGGGGAUGGCGGAAAUGGAGUCGUAGCUUUCCGUCGUGAGAAGUACGUGCCACUGGGUGGCCCGUCUGGUGGCGAUGGAGGGAGAGGAGGAAAUGUCUAUAUUGAAGUUGAUGGGUCUAUGAAUUCACUUUUGCCGUUUCGGAAUAGUGUGCAUUUUCGGGCGGGAAGGGGAGCUCAUGGACAGGGAAGGAUGCAAAGUGGGGCUAAAGGAGAAGAUGUGGUAGUGAAGGUGGCUCCAGGAACAGUGAUAAGAGAGGCGGGAAAAGAUGAAGUGGUAUUGGAAUUGCUACAUCCCGGGCAGAGAGCAUUAUUGUUGCCAGGUGGCAGAGGUGGGAGAGGAAAUGCAUCGUUUAAGUCUGGGACGAAUAAGGUCCCCAGGAUUGCUGAGAAUGGCGAAGAGGGUCCAGAGAAAUGGUUCGAGUUAGAGCUGAAACUGGUUGCAGAUGUUGGUAUAGUUGGUGUUCCAAAUGCGGGGAAAAGUACACUUUUGAGUGUGAUCAGUGCUGCCAAGCCAACAGUGGCAAAUUACCCUUUUACAACACUGCUUCCUAAUCUGGGCGUUGUUUCCUUUGACUAUGAUUCAACAAUGGUCGUGGCAGACCUCCCUGGUCUACUUGAAGGGGCACACCGAGGUUUUGGUUUAGGUCAUGAGUUUCUAAGACACACUGAAAGGUGCUCUGCCCUGGUGCAUGUUGUUGACGGCUCUUCACCUCAGCCUGAUCUAGAGUUUGAUGCAGUUCGUCUAGAGCUAGAACUAUUUAGUCCUGAACUUGCUGAGAAACCUUAUGUGGUUGCUUAUAACAAAAUGGAUCUUCCAGAAGCAUAUGAGAAGUGGCCAUCCUUUAGGGAAAAGCUACAAUCUCGUGGUAUCACACCUUUUGCCAUGAGUGCUGUGAAAAGGGAAGGUACUUAUGAAGUUAUCUGUGCUGCUUAUGAGCUUCUAUGCCAAUAUAAAGAGGCCAAAGAGGAAUGCCAAGAUGGAAGGGGUAUCGUAAACUUAAACCAUGUAGCCCAAGCAGUAGAAAAGGAGCGAAGUGCACCCAUCAGUGAUUUUGAGGUUUUUCAUGACAGCAGCACAAAUAUUUGGCAUGUAGUUGGAUCUGGAUUGCAACGUUUUUCUCAGAUGACAAAUUGGAGGUAUAUUGAUUCAGAGAGAAGAUUUCAACAUGUCCUUGAUGCUUGUGGUGUGUACAAGUCUCUCAUGAAACAAGGUGUAAAGGAAGGUGACACGGUAAUUGUUGGAGAGAUUGAGAUGGUUUGGCAUGAUUCUAAUGACAAGUCCAGUGCGUCCAGAAUGAAGAGGAGAUCCACAGACUCAGCUAAAUGGGCCGAAUGGAAGUAGUUCUGCUCUAUCUGGAUGCUGCUUGAAUAUGUGUACUGCAAUUUUAAAGGAGCAGUUUGUGUAGAGAGGCAAUGAAGCUAUGGAAGAUAAUGAGUUCGUGGCAGAACUGACUUAAGAAGCUAGGCUUCAUGGGCUGUCUGUCCUUUUGAUGCAGCUUGGCUCUUGGCGCAACCACAAUUUCAAAUAUCUACAGUUCAGAAGGAAGCUGAGUUCUUUAUCAACAGCUCACAAGCGAAGACAAACUUAAGUGACAAAAAAUUAUAUGAAAACGAUUAAGAUACUAUUGUACAUCUCACUUGUGAGGUUAAAUUGGUUUUAUACAGUCAUAGGACCAACGGAGCUGUAAUUGAUGAUUUAAUCUUAUGACUAGAUAUUGUAUGUCGGAGUCUGACAUACACUGAAAUAAAUUGUAUGUUGAAGCCUCUGACAUGUACUGAAAUAAAUCACUGCCACUCAUUCAUUUCCUGACUGCUGGAGUAAAUGAUUUGGCGAAGCUAGAGUGUUCCUUAAAGAUGAAGUUUCACAAGAAGUCAUCAUAAUAGAGACAGGAUUGAGAUGUAACAUUACUUUGUGAUUUAAGCAUUGCUGAGUCCCAUAAGAAAUAGCUUUCUUAAUGUGA